This is a messenger RNA of Hipposideros armiger (great roundleaf bat), 4468 nucleotides long. It is a transcript of the gene CBARP, whose product is annotated as CACN subunit beta associated regulatory protein. The coding region runs from base 787 to 3537 and encodes 916 amino acids. The record is from RefSeq and is a predicted model, not a curated record. The transcript is spliced from 12 exons. Gene Ontology annotation, cellular component: plasma membrane; secretory granule. Gene Ontology annotation, biological process: negative regulation of calcium ion-dependent exocytosis; negative regulation of voltage-gated calcium channel activity. Lineage: Eukaryota; Metazoa; Chordata; Mammalia; Chiroptera; Hipposideridae. Gene Ontology annotation, molecular function: transmembrane transporter binding.
AAGCAGCGGCAGAGUAUGGGGGACGGGAUGGGGCAGGUUGUAAUUGAGGCGGUGCAGGCGUCUCGGGAACAGCAUCCCAGGCAGAGGGUCCAGCGCGGACAAACGCCCGGUGGUGCGGGCCUGGUUCAGUUGCAAUCCCCGCGACGGCCGCCAGAGGGCGACCUGCGCCCGGAGAUGCUCUCAUCCCGGCCACCGCCCACGCGCGCUGCUGUCGCAAGGGUGCGUGCGAUGGCGGCCCCGGGCUCCGCUAACGUCACCGCGGCCCGCGCAGCCUCGCUGGCGGCGCUGAUGUCAUCUCCCCGCCCCCACAUUGUUGCGCACAGGUCGGAAUCCGGCCCCUAGGCCCCCACCUUGGACACCGGGAAAAUGCAGAGUCCGGGUCAGACGGGAAGGACCUUGUUCGAGGAGCGGACGGGUGGGGGGCGCAAGAGAGGGUGUGUCAUAUCUGGGCCUGGUACUGGGCAUGUAUGUGGUAUGCGACACAGUUGCUGUGGGGGCUCCUCAGUCCCAGAGGUGCGAGCCCCAGCUCCCUGCAGGGGUCCAGGCAGGAGCUGUGCCCGCGCCCCCGCCUCUCAGCAUCCAGGUCUAAGGCGCUCCCUCCAGGCUGACUGUGAGGGACACUCAGGGUAUCCGUCCCAGUGCCCUGGGCAUCCUGUCUCUGGUUGGUGUGUGCCUCAGAGGGCUGCCCCUUGCUCUCCUUUAGUGGUGUCAGCCUUUCAUCCACUGGACAAGCUCUUUCCUCCAGGGUGUCAGCCCCCUUUGCUAUGCCUGGAGACCCAGCUGUGAAUGAGCUGCUGCUCUUGGAGCCCACCGUGUAGUGAGGUCAGAGGUCCCUCCUCCUCGCCUCAAAAUGCAGCCCACGGCCACCAUGGCCACUGCUGCCACCACCACCGCCACGGUCACCCUGAACACAACGUGGGACAACACCACAGGCCACCCAACUGUGGAGCCCGACCCCAUCUUGGACAACUAUGUGUUGGUGGUUGUGGUGAUGUCACUCUUCGUGGGGGGCACGCUCGUGGUGCUGUCUGGCGUACUGCUCCUGUGCAGGCGCUGUUGGGAGGUCCACCGGCGCCUCAACAGAGACACAGAGGAGGCAGAGAAGACCACCACCACCUACCUGGAAAAUGGCACCCACCCUGCCCAAGACUGGGCGCAGCUCGAUUCCGACUCAUCUCUGUUUCCUUAAAGCCCACGCACCCCGAAUUGAGGGGGGAGGACCCCGAGGGCCAGGACGCCGAGACCGAGCGCUUCCUGUCCACCAGCUCCACUGGCCGCAGAGUGUCCUUCAAUGAGGCAGCCCUGUUUGAGCAGAGCCGGAAGGCGCAGGACAAGGGCCGCCGGUACACCCUGACCGAGGGGGACUUCCACCACCUGAAGAAUGCCCGUCUCACCCACCUACACCUGCCACCCCUCAAGAUUGUCACAAUCCAUGAGUGUGACUCAGGCGAGGCCAGCGCAACCACCAUGCCUCACCCCACUGCCACCCCCAAGGCCAGCCUUGCCAUAUUCCAGCCCCCGGGGAAGGCCCUCACUGGCCACUCCGUGGGCCCCAGCUCCGCCCUGCCAGGUGACCCUUACCACCCAGCCACAGGUCCUGCUGACUUUGAGAUCAGCCCCUCCACAUCCAGCGACUCUGGGGAAGGCACCUCGCUGGAUGCAGGUGCCAGGAGCGCCAAGCCUCCUGGGCUGGGGGCUGCGGCGGGGCCUGGGGAGGCAGACCCAGGCCCUGGGGUGGGCCCAGUCCUUCAGUUCUUCACCCGCCUGAGGCGCCAUGCCAGCCUGGAUGGGGCCAGUCCUUACUUCAAGGUCAAGAAAUGGAAGCUGGAGCCCAACCAGCGGGCAUCCAGUCUAGACACGAGAGGCUCCCCCAAGCGGCACCACUUCCAGAGGCAGCGGGCAGCCAGUGAGAGCAUGGAGCAGGAGGGGGACACCCCCCACGUGGACUUCAUCCAGUACAUUGCCAGCGCAGGCGCCACCAUGGCCUUCCCGCCCCCUCACCCCUUUGUGGCCAGUCCCACAAGCCCGCCCCCCACUCUCGGCAGGUAUUUUUCAGUAGAUAGAGGUGCUAGGGGUGGGCCUGUGGGUCCCUGCCCCACCCCGUUCCCCCUAGGUGGCCCAGGGAGCACUCUCCCUGCCCUGUGGACAGGAGGUAGUUUCCCUCAGUUACCACCACCCCUCCUGGAGACUGCCUCGCUGGGGCCACCUCUCCAGUAUGGACCGGAGGAGGGGAGCAGGGGGAAACUAGGUAAGGGGCUAGUGGAGGGUGGGGUCCUGGACGAUGCCCCCGGGGCACCCAGGAUUGGACACCUACUCAAGCAGGGCUGCUGGGGGUCCAUGCCCACACAGGUAGUGCCAUUUCUCGGUGGAGUCCAUAGCCUGAGGGACCCUCUCCCCCCUGCCCAUGCCUCUGAGGGCUGGACGGCCUCUUCUCAGAAACUGUCGACCAUUUCUGGGAGCAGGACACCUCCCCCACCCCAAGGGCUAGAGGCAGAGGAGGCUGCAGGCCCAGCAGGAGGAGCGAGUCCCGAGUCCCCACCAGAGAAUGGUGGCGGCAGUGGCUGGGGGCCUCAGCAGCAGCAGGAGUCAGAUGGUGAGCGGGAUGCAGGUUCUGAGCAGGUCCAGACAAUCUAUCAUGACAUCUGGAGCCUGCGUGCUUCCCUCGAGCUGCACGCGGCCACUGCCUCAGACCAGAGCAGCAACGAUCGUGACUCGGUACGCAGUGGUGACAGCUCGGGUUCCGGGGGCACCGCACCAGCUUUCCCACCUCUCUCACCACCACCCACACCACGGUCCAUGGAUGGUGAGGCGGGCGGGUCACGCAAGCUACUACAGAUGGACAGUGGCUAUGCCAGCAUCGAGGGGCGCAGCGCAGGCGAAGAUGGGCCUCCCAGCCUACCCGAGAAGCGCUCCUCCUUCACUAGCGCGGGCCACAUGGCCACCAUGGGGGUCAGUUUUGAGGGGGCCCCAGCUGAAGCACCCACCCGACCUUGCGGCCCACACGUCUGGCCCCGCCAUGCCCCUCGCCGAGACUACAGCGUGGAUGAGAAGACGGAUGCGCUCUUUCAUGAAUUCCUGCGCCACGAUCCGCACUUUGACAACGCCCCACCCAUCACUGCACGCCAUCGCACGCGUGCACACCCGCAUCCCCACGUGCGCAAGCAGUGGCAGCAGCGGGGCCGGCAGCACAGCGAUCCCGGGGCACAUGCUGCACCCCCUGCCCCACCUGGGGCUGACCCAUGCCCCAUGCGUGCGCCCCUGCGCCGUGGUGACAGUGUUGACUGCACAUCCGACACCCACACAGGUGAUGACCUGGCUGUCCCUGCGGCGCCUGCCAUCCCUGCCAUCGAGGAGGAGCCCUGCAGUGGCUGCCCUGGCUCAAGCCUAUGCAUUGGGCCCCCUGGACAGAUGCUGGACAAGCUGGCAGCCGGCCUGGAGGACAGACUCUUCCCACCACAUCUAGUCCAGUCUGUUUCUGUGGUCCCCAUGCUGGCAGCCGCUGCCGCACCCACAUCCCCAGACCACAGCCCGGCCUAGGCCCCAUGCCCUGCUCUCCAGUUCCUUCAGCACGUGUGGGGCCUCCACAGCCAGAAAGACCAGGGGCGCAACAUCUGGACACACCUGCACUGGGACCACAGGGCCUCACAUGCAAACACACCGCCCUGACACCUCAUGCCUCCCUCCCCUGGUACACAGGUGCAUAGUCCCUUUCCAGGCACUUCGCUGGGUUGGCAGGGAAUCAGGAGGCUCAAGGAGCCUGGCUCAUCUGGAGGGAGCAAGGCUAUUCUCAUCUUCAGGCUCCCCAGGACCAUGUUCACUUGCCCUUACCUCAAACAGUGGCCUCUGGGUGGUGGCAGCGCUUCUGUUAGUGGGAGGCACAUACCAAGGCCUACACUCUGGAGGGACAAUGCAGGCCAACUGUGUGAGGCAAAUGCGCAGAGUGCCCCUUCCGGGGCCAACUGAGCCUCAAGCUACAUGUGGUCUUCCCCAGCUGGAGUCCAUGCCAGGGUGCAUGCACUGAGCCCGCUGGGGCAAGAUGGAGAAGUGCUGAAUGUUGGUGACUAGUGCACUUGUCGCAGCCACCAAUAUUCCCGAAGCCGUUUACCUCACCGUGGUGUGUUCUCGGCAGUCUGAACCCCCUCCAAGCAAUAACCACACCCACUGCUGCCACCUCCACUGCCCUAGCCCUGGACUCCAGGCUCCUCCCUGUGUCUGUGCCCACCCUCCGCAUGUGAGUGGGUCACCUGCCCCACAGCUGCACAGUCCAAAGAGUGGCCAGGACUCAUCAGUGUUUGAGACUUACACAAAACCCAAAUGGCCAAGGUUUCAAGUUUCCUAAACUAUUUAUUGCCAAAAGAUGGGGCAGCUGCAUCACCCUGCCCCACCCUGCCAAGCUUUGAGCUAUGUACAAUCCAGUGAUGGAGUUUCUUGUGUUUUGUUUUCUGGUUGAUUAUAAGUAUUUACUGCA